UGGCUGUCUGCCUCGUUCGCCGUACCCAGCACUCCAGUAGCGUGCCGGACUUCCACGGAGACUCCGGCGUAUGACGUCAUCCGCCCCGGUCCAGGAGUUCGCGCCGUCUCGCCGACUCCAGCUAAGUCGAGAUGCACGUGUGCUGGUGGCGGCUGAUCGUGGCGAUGGUGGCGCUGCCACUGGUGGCGGGCGUGGUCAUCAUCCUCAUGUGCUUCGUCUGCUGCCCGCUGCUGUGGAAGGAGAUACCCAAUACGGAGCAGAGCGACUACUACCGCACGCCGCUCUACGUGGUGGGAGUGUUGGCGCUGUGGGUGCUCUUCGCCAUCGGCAUCUUCUUCCUCUGGUGGCGCCGCAAGCCCAAAGUGAUCGUCGACGAUUCCACUGAAGUGAUCGUCGAUGAGCCCAUCAAAGUGAUCUUCGACGAGCCCGCCAAAGUGAUCGUCGACGAGCCCAUCAAAGUGAUCUUCGACGAGCCCACCAAAGUGAUCGUCGACGAGCGCACCAAAGUGAUCGUCGACGACCCCACCAAAGUGAUCGUCGACGAGCCUAGCAAGCUGAUCGUCGACGAGACCACCGUGCUCCCUGCUGCCGAGGCGUGACGGUCCGUCUACUUGCCGGUACCUCCGAGACGCGACGUAUGGCUAUGACAUCAAUGAGGCCACUUUGUCACGUUUUGGUAGACCACUGGGAUGUACAUCUCUCCUGGAAAGCGACCUUCAUAUUGACGAUCCAGCAUUAUAUGGAACAAAUCUCCACAUCACUCUGCAAGUUUUCAGCUGACACACAGGUGUUUGUACCUGAGGCUCCAGUUGCGAUUCGUGCUAUGCGAAAAUUUUUUGUCGAUGCGGAGCUUCUCUUGCUACAAACAAUGCAAAGAGCGCGAAAACACUGCAUGGGAAGGUCGAUUUACUCAGUUGUAUGGCACCCCAUACUGUACCCUAAUAUGAAGAAAAUACACUCUAAAACAGGAAAAAGAGACAUGCCACGAAGAAAUUAUCCGAAUGGGACGGAAAUCGGUAGAAGUGAUGUACACAUGCAUACACAGAAAUGAUUGGAUGUACCGCAAAACUGGAUGAUAUUUUCACGAGAAAGUCCUUCACACACUGAACAAGUCAAGAUCUCGUUAGUCCAACUUUGGCCGAUAUGCGGGAAACUUUUCACGACAUCCCUAAGGAGGACAUCCAGUAACGUAAUCAAUCCAUCGCAAGCUGAAUAACUGAGUGCAUAAGGGUCAGAGAUUGAAUUCCUCAAUUUGUUGAGUGCUUUCUGUUGAAUAAAUCAUCCAAUGUUUCUAAAAUUGUACCUUUGUUUGUUUGCCUGUACACUUACAUCGUAAUUACCGUGUUCCGACUCAUUCGGAUUUUCUCUUGGAGUGUAAAUUCUAAAACCGACAUUUAUAAUUUUCUAUUGUGCCAUAAGAGGUUUUGUUUUAUAGUUUCGUGAAAUACAGAUUGACAAAUAACUGCACAAUACAGGUGAAUGUUUCUCAACCCAUUCCCAUAAUGGUCACAGAGAGAAAGAUGAUGGCCAUUGUGUUUUGAAGUCUGGUACGAGACUAUGAAUUUCUCUCACAGAUGUUCUGAUAGGCAGUCAGAAGUGGUUUUUACUCUCAGUAACACUUAAAUAAAACUAGUUUGUGCAUCAUUCUCAGUAAGUUACAAAUAACAUUUUCAAAAAUCACUGUACAUAUCCCACUACAGCGUUCAAUAAAAUAUUUAAAACAA
Molecule: messenger RNA, 1724 nt
Organism: Schistocerca americana (American grasshopper)
Lineage: Eukaryota; Metazoa; Arthropoda; Insecta; Orthoptera; Acrididae
Exons: 2
Coding region: 132-599 (155 amino acids)
Source: RefSeq, a predicted model, not a curated record